GGGGGGGGGGGGGGUGCAAUACUUCUGCUCACCUAGUGUAAAUUCACUAAUCCUUACGGCAACAUUGAAGUAUGUCCAGGCCUCUGAACGGUAUGAAUGAUGCAGGAACAAAAAUCUUUAAAUCUCCAAUUGUGUUUUAAUACUGUGAUUUACGUAUUUGUCUAAUGUUAGGAGGUUAUCAUGAUAUAUUGCUUCUCCAGGCCGAAAUUUCCUACAACUCGCGCGCGAAAGCGCGCGAGUGAAGGGCUUAUAGUCUGCCCCGCGUAUAAGUAGCAUAUGGAAGCUUCAGUUCAUGUUGUCAGCACUUUGUCAGCAGAUUUUGUCACAUUUUUGCUGCCAUGACAACUGUCAAUCAAUUUCAUUGUCAAUCAAUCGGCUUUGUCGAGGUGGUCGUUAAAGGUAAUGUGUCCAGCUAUAGCAAGCGACUCUGCGGGGUUUUUAGAAACAUGUGAUUUUUCAUGUCAUCGCCCCAGUCAUUACGGUCGUUCUGUUUAUUUAUCCUGCUGGGAGGUUAGCUUUUCAUGUGAGCAGUUUUGCAUCGCAAGAAUACUAACCAAUCGCAAACUGUUAUUUUGAUGGGUGGCUUGACAAGUUGGGUAUACGCAGUCCUUUUAUAUGGACACAUUACCUUUAACCGCCACCUCUUUGUGCGGAAGGCAAUUAUCUUCGGAGCGUUGCUCUGCCAAGACUCUGCUAAAGGCCUUCAGUUUUUUUUUGGAAGGAAAACGGUGCCUCAGCUUGCUCUUAAUUUGUUUUGGGAAGUUUUGGGAAUCAAAACCAGUCGAAUGCCACACCUUUCUCCCAAAAACUCGAGACCGUACAAGCAAAAGUUAUGAUUGUCAUGAUUAUCGCCUGUAUAUCGCUGUACGAAUCCUUUAUCGCAAUCGAUUUUAGCUGUACCCGUUCUAUCACCUGUCCAUUUUCUUACGUCUUUGUUUACUUCACGAAAACGAAAAAUUAAUGUCAAACCCUCGAAAAACUUCAUGAUCUUCAAAAGGGCGUUGGACUUAAAUCAAAAGCAAACUGAACACCAAAAAUUCUUGAUAAAAAGAAUAGUUUAGCAUCAACUAGAGCAGCUGUUUUUAAUAAAAUUGCGAAAACCCAAGAUGGUGUCUUCUUCGAAUGUCUUCUUCAAAUUAAAAUUUCAAAAAAAUCAUUAUCAAGGAACUAAUUGUUUGCGGGCAGUACUAGCAAGAGCUAUUUCUAGUUGCAAUGUAGUAUAAUAGUUUCCGUGCGGUAAAGUUUCAGGUGAUUCUGUUUGUAAGCUUCUUAUCGAUUAAAAAAAAGACUUUUCAGUAUACUCUCGAUUGAAAAAGCAUAAAACUCUCCUUGCAUUUUCACUUUAACUUUAAUCGACAGCAACUUGAGCAAAUUAUUACAUCCAGUUUGAGGUAGAGAAUUUUGGCAACCUCCCUUGGAGGGAAUUUAGAAACCUCCUUUGCUUGUCAACGGCCAUCUUUGUUUUUUAAAAGCAGCAGAGGAGAACAGAUUGUACUCCAGAGUGAGUGGAAGUUAUCAAUUUCUUAGAUGGUUUAAACUUUGAAUCAUUUGAUUUCUUAUCCGAAAUUUGGUAGCGAUGUAAUUUUCGAUUUUAGACCUCUUGACACUUGACUUCGAGUCAAAGACCUCUUGACAAGUCUUGAUAAUACUAGCUUUUGUCGUAAACUGACCGAAUAUUUUGUUCUUAAAAAUAGAGAGAAGCAUGUUUUACAUAAAAAAUAAUUACAUCAUGUUAAAAGUAUCGUUGAUCCGAUUGGAAUUGCUGGUUCUGAAGUGUUUAGGGCCUCAACUUUCUGUUGCAUUCCCCACAUGGGGAACCAUGUGGUGCUCAUUCUGAAGGGUUUUGCAAUAUAAUUUUUUGAACGAUUUUUCGUUAUUGAGCGUGACAGUGUUGUCAAAUUAACGUCAUUUUUGUGGAAUUUCAAAUAUUUUUUGGAAAAGUAACUUUAAUUCAGACUGUUAUGUCACCUUUUUGGUUUAGUGGAAAAAUACAUCAAAAUUAAAUGGCUCGAUCCCACAUAAAAGUUUAGUUGAAUAUUGUUUUGCUAAACAAUUGUUUGUAUUUUGGAGGAUUUAAAAGGCCAAUAUCUGCAAGAAGGCUAAUAACUCAAAUUUUCUUGGACGUAGGUUUUUGCUGUAUGUUAAAGAUUUGAUUCCAAUUUGCAGUAGUUUCAAAGAAUGUUGUUGUUUUGCAUUAUUCAUUGUGUUUAAACCACACUAAAUAGACUCUAUUGUAUUUGUAGACAUAGAAUGAAUCUCAAUUGACCUGACUGUCGACAUGAUACCUGAUAAGAUUGCUGUACAGUGCAAGAAAUGCUCAGAUUGUGGUUGCCAGACAUAUGCCCAGGAUUGCUGAUUGCCUGUUUUAGAUACACUAUCAACAGAAAUCAUGAUAUAAAGUCUGGCCUUCUAACAAGCAUGCCGCUGUUAGGCCCUGUCUGCCAUAUCGCUACGUUCUCGUUGACCCUUUGGACAGCCGACGAUACUUGCUGCGAACUUACCGAGGCCGACAAUGUUGGUGACGUCAAUCCGAAGAACUCUGAUAUCACGGUUGGAAAACAAUUCAACUCAAUGACCAAUUUACAAACGCUAAUAACUACAAAAUGGAUAGGGAUAUGAAAAAUAAUAAAAGAUUCGUUUUCAAAAGGUCAGAUUACAUCUUAUUAUGAAAUAAAAAUUUUGGGCUGGAGAGGCCCUUAAGGAGAAGAUAAGAAAUUUCUCGGUUGACGUAAAAUUUCGUCCUCAAAAGUGCCCGGUCUAUCUCAAACUACCCUGGAUCGGUGACAGUUCCCGACGUUUUGAAAGCCAAAUAAAACAGGCCAUUUCAAAUUGUUUCUUUGUGGUCAACCCACGUGUUGUUUAUAGUACUAAAAAGGCCCUUACGUCCAUUCAAAAGGACUGCGUUCCUGCCACACAAAAAAGUUCCGUUGUUUAUGAAUUUACGUGCCACUGUGAUUCUGGCUAUGUAGGACGCACCACCCAAAGAUUGGAGGAUAGAAUAAAACAUCAUGUUUCGACAAAUAUUAGAAACAAAACCCAUCCGCAAAGAGAACAGCCACCUCGGUCUUGCAAAUCUAAAAUUACAACUAAAACCUGUGAUUCUGCUAUCGGACAGCAUUUAUUAGAAAAACCAGAUUGUGCAAGAAACUACAAUGGCGACAUGUUUUGGAUAAUUGGUAAAGCCCGAUCGUUAUUCUACCUAGCAGUUUUGGAAUCUAUCUACAUAAGCACGAAAAAACCGCUACUGUGUAGACAAAAGGAGUUCGUUUUCACCUCUGGACUCCAUUGGUAACAUUCUCAAAAGGCAAGCGGCACUGAUUGGUCAACCUAUACAGUCAUGUGCUCGUGUUUUCUGAUUGGCCUAUUUUGAUCCACAACUGGGUAUAUAUAUUUCCCAGCGUAGAGUUUUCGAUCUAUGUUCUGACGUUUUAAACUCUGAAGAGUGUCAGACGAGAAGCUUUAGUCUACUGAAUGUUUGCUUUUUUCAAAGCCAUUUGCUUGUAAUAGUCUUUUUCUAGUGAAGUUUCUAGUGUUUGCUCUUGUAAUAGGCUUGUAAUAGUGAAGUUUGUAAUUGUAGAUUUAUAUGAAAUGAAAAUGAAAAGUUUCCAUUAUUAUUGUUAUUAUCAUCAUUAUUAUUGCUAUUAUCAUCAAAAAGGCUUCACCUCAAAAGUAUCAGGUACAUUAGAGCACACAGCAAUGAUGAGCCAUUUAAUAAAUAAAGCUCGCAUUAAGCAACGAUCUUUAGUGGUAUCUUUGCUGGAUCUUAAAAACGCAUUUGGCGAAGUUCACCACAAGCUGAUACCAGCUAUUCUUGCUUAUCAUCAUAUACCUUCGGAAAUUCAAUCAUUGAUCUCAAGCUUAUAUCUAGAUUUUCUGACCUGUAUCAUAACUGAUAAAUUCCAAAGCCCUGCAAUUCCCGUUCGCCGCGGCGUAUUGCAAGGUGACUGCCUCAGCCCCCUUCUUUUCAACCUUUGCUUCAACACGUUCAUACAAUACAUCAAAUCAGAUAAAUAUAAGCAGCUUGGUUUCUCCCCCCAUGAUGGUAAUGACCGCAUGUUUCAGCCAGUACACUGGUCUCAGUUUGCUGAUGAUGCUGCUGUUGUUACCAGUGGAGAAAGGGAGAACCAUCUCUUAUUUAACUGCCUUACCAGAUGGUGCCAAUGGACAAACUUUAUUGUCUGGGUUGACAAAUGUGUUACCUUUGGUGUCAAGAAACACUCUACGCGAUCCCUCCAAUUUCAACCGAAACUUUUAAUCUGUAACCAAAUAGUGCCUGCUGUCAAAAAAUGGCGAUUCCUUUAAGUAUCUUGGUCGUUUCUUUGAUUUUGAAAUGAGUAACCAAGAUCAUAAAUCUAAUCUCGUUUCUCUUUUCUCUACUCUUAUGAAGGAUAUUGACGACUUACCUCUCCAUCCUAAAAACAAACUGCUAUUAUACCAACGUUAUAUUCUGUCAAAAGUUUCAUGGCAUUUUACUGUUGCAGAUUUACAAAAGACCUGGGUUGUCCAAAACCUAGACAAUCUUGUUUUCAAUUACAUUCGCCAGUGGCUUGAUCUUCCUGUUUCUGCAACAUUGAGUGGAAUAAUCCUCUCAAAAAAUCAGUUUGGCCUAAAUCUACAACUGCCUUCUAUCAAAUUUACGCAAUGCCAAACUGUCUGUCGCAAUGCCCUAAAAUCUUCUCCUAAUAUUGACAUUCAAACCCUAUGGAAAAACACCAGUCAUGGCACGAACCUACAGUACGACAUCUAUCGUAAUACUAAAAAGGUAUUAAAGGCUGUCAAAACAGACAACAAAGAACGUCUCUCCCAAAACUUAACAUCUCAGGGAGCCACAAUUACCUUCCUACUGAAACAUUCACUGGAAAAGCUGAACGGUAUUUGGUCAAGUACACAGAGCAAUUUGCCUAGUAACAUCUUUAACUUUACCAUCAAGUAUCUUAACAACACUCUUCCAACUUGUAAAAAUCUGCUGAAAUGGAACCUUAGUCAAACAUCUGGUUGUGAAUUCUGUCUUCUUCCAGAAACACUUCUACAAGUUAUUGCUGGAUGCAAAGUGUACCUUGACCAAGGCCGCUAUACUUGGCGUCAUAAUUCUGCAUUAAACUUUCUAGCCACUUCCUUCCAAGCAAUAAAUGGGUCUUCUCUCUACGCAGAUUUAGCAGGCUUUCUUUCCCCUUCUAUCAUAACUGGAGAUCAAAUACGCCCUGACUUACUUCUCAAAACUAAGGAAAACUGUCUGUACGUUUUAGAGCUAACCAUAGGCUUUGAAACGAAUCUCAACUGCAAUGCUGUCAGAAAGUCAGAGAAAUAUGCCACCCUCGUAUCUGACUUAAAACGUCAGUUUAAGCCAGUCUCGUUUGUCAAUCUUUCCAUCAGUUCACUUGGUAUUUUUGGCGACUCCUGCAGCUCAUUCAUCGACAUGUGUGACUCUUUGUCCAUUGAUCAUCAACAGAAACGCUACCUCAUCUCCAAACUUACAAGCAUCUCCAUUCGCACCACAUACUAUAUAUUCUGCUGUAGAAACAAAACUUGGACUAAUCCAGAGCUACUCCCCUUUUAACAUUUUUUUUUCUUUUCUCAUUACUACGAUGUAUUAGUUUUUAUUUUGUAAACACAGGCUAGCCAGUUUAUUAUUAAUUCCGGCCAAUCACCUUAGAAUCGGUGCCCUUAAAAAUUUUCACUUCUUGCUUACGUGACUCCAUCAUCACUUACGUGAAACACAAUGGCUUCAUCGAGCUCCAAAUCAAGAAAAGGCUUCACCUCCAAAGUAUCAGGUACAUUAGAGCACACAGCAAUGAUGGGCAAUUUAAUAAAUAAAGCUCGAAUUAAGCAGUGGUCUUUAGUGAUAUCUUUGUUGGAUAUUAAAAACGCCUUUGGCGAAGUUCACCACAAGCUGAUACCAGCUAUUAUUGCUUAUCAUCACACACCUUCGGAAAUUCAGUCAUUGAUCUCAAGGCUAUAUCUAGAUUUAAAGACCUGUAUCGUAGCCGAAAAAUUCCAAACCUCUGCAAUUCCCGUUCGCCGCGGUGUAUUGCAAGGUGACUGCCUCAGCCCCCUUCUUUUCAACCUUUGCGUUAACACGUUCAAAUAAUACAGUAAAUCAGAUGAAUACAAGCAGCUUGGCUUCUCCCCACACGAUGGUAAUGACUGUAUGUUUCAGCCAGUACACUGAUUUCAGUUUGCUGAUGACGCUGCUGUUAGUCCAGCAGCCAACAGAUGAACCUUGACAUCGAGUACAUAUGGAAUUUUUUCAUAUUAUCUGAAUAUUAGGUACAAAGUGAUCACAAAACCGUUUUUUGCCAGCUCGGAACCCUUGGGCAAAUUAUUUUAUGGGGUCAUUUUGAUUUUACCCGUUUUAGCCACUUAUAACAGGGAUCAGUUCUCAAUAGUACACUAAGAAAAGCCACAUAAUAUAUCGCUUGAUUUAUUUUUUAAAGCUGAUUAGAAAGAGUGCACAGAAGUUGAUGUUAAGACUUUCGCCUAUCUUUCGCUGGUUCUACGGAUAGUUGUCGGUGUCCAAGAGAAAAGCCAAGAAAAAGAAUCCUUUUAGCGUUCAGCAAUCUCUAUUCAUCACAUAAUUCUCGUUUCUCUAGGCUUGAAUACGAAUACUACUGGUAAUUUCACAUGUUUUUAUAUGUUCCAACAAGGAAUUACCGAAAUAUGAACCAAUAACAAGCGUUCUUACAAUUUACGUAAAUUUGUCAUGUGAAUACUUAUAACAAUCACGGGUUGGAUAAUUAUUUACUGCCCUCAUUUUCACGAGGAGGAAUUUGCGUAUAAACGUUAACUAAACAAUACAUACUGCGUAAAACAGCAUUGAUUCAUUCCUGAUAGUGCAAGCAUAUAACCACUGAGGAAUCUACGUAAACAUGACUCACACGGAACCAUGCUGCAAAGCAAGGGUUACUAAAUGGAUAAGAGGGCUGGGAAAAUCCACAGUUGAUAAAAAGGUCCUCCCAAGCUACUUCAUGCUUAUUUGAUGCCCCCCUUUGACCACGCCCUUUAGCCUCUUUGAAGCUUCUUAAGAAAAAGGGGACAAAAGUUAACUUAAAGAUUUUCUAGCUAAUUAUAAACACAUCUUUUGAAAUUUUUACCACAACCACUACCCACAAUGGUCCUUUUUAAAACCAAAUGCGAUAUUCAAAGUUGGUAGAGAAAAAAUAUUUCCAACGGUUCUUAUUUGUACUUUAUAAUAAUACGAAAAACAAGAAAUGAAAAAAAUUCAGUUUAAAAAUGUUACAUAAUAGUGUUUUGUUUCUAUGGCGGCAAGAAGAUACGAGUUCGUUUCGUUCGUUGAGUGUUGAUAAUUCGUGGUGGCAGAUAAUGAGGGUCUUUUCUUUAAGGCAAAGGCUGCAUCUUUUUUUUGAGCUGCUGUAGGAUGGCUUUUUUGAGAGGAUGCGCCAGGAAAUGGAGUGAUCGAUGUUAUUGUCUUUUAGGGUCCAGAUGUAUUUACUGAGUUCUGUUGAAUAUCUUUGUUUUGUGUGAUGGAAAGAUGCGGUGUGUCUUGUCUUGAAUUCGUUUUCUGUAAGUCCGAUGUAUGUUUCUGUAGUGUCAUUGUCUCUGCGUGUGACAGUGGUCUCCACUAUUAUGUAACACCUAAAUCCCUUUAUGUACCGCCCCUAAUUCACCUUUUGUAUAACCUCACACAUUAUGUAACACCUUCUGUACCGUAUUAUCUAUUUAUUCGAGGAAUAUUCCAAUAUAUCAACAUCUCCUGAAGAGUGAGUUACCCAUGAUGAUCCUUCCCUGCAAAAUGCCGGAAAAAAUCAGCCUGAGGUAUACCUGAAGAGCCCCCGAUAGACUUACGAUUGCACGCCUUGUAGUUAUUAAACCUAAGCCUAAAAGGCGUGCAAGUGCUACCCACAUACUGUACACCACAUACUUUACAUUCCAUAAGAUACACAACAUUGGACGAAUCACAGUUAAACGGAUAAUUUAUCUUAUAUUCCUUAUCAGUUAUAUGGGAAGUAAAAGUAUCACUGUCACACAACAUUACACACUUGACAUCGAGACUUGUCACAUGGAGUACAACCCCUAUUAUGCAUGGUCCCUGCCCCCUCAUUUUAAAGUUUCGCCCUAACUAGUAAAUCUUUAAGGUUCUUGCAUCGUUUAAAUGAUAUAAAAGGUGGCUGAGGAAACACCUUCCUAUGCUCUUCCGAUAUCGUCAGCAUAGAAUGGAGUCUCCCGGCCACCUUGCCCAAAUUAUUCAAGGCUGGAUGGUAAGUGGUAACCAACGGAACCCGCCCACUCCCAUUGUGAUCUUGUUUCCCAUUAGCCUUAUCCAGUAAUGUGACCCUAUCCUGCUUACGUGCCUUAUCUAUCUGUUCUGUUAUAAGUGAUUCCUCAUACCCCCUUGCCUUUAACCAUCCGCUAGGCGAUCAUCCGAACAAAUCCUACGUAACCUUAAAGCCUGACUAUAGGGUAUCGCCUUCUUGGUAUGCCAUGGGUGACAAGACUUCUUAUGUAAAUACUGAUGCGUUUAUAUAUAUAUACGCAUCAAGCUAAGCAUGCUUUCAUUCCUGUCCUUUGAUGAGCUGACUUCCUUCCCUUAAUAACACUUAGCUAACCUUGCUGUACUUCCCAGCAUGCUGAAGAUGUACUUCUUUUGCAACUGCGAGGGCCUUUGCCUUCCCAACACCAAACAAAAUUGGGGCAGAGUCACACCAAGACAAGGCAUGCAACAUUAUCACUGAUGGAUAGAAUCUUUGUUUUUUCUACUAUCUUUCGUAUACUGAUAAAUCCCUUUUUAUCCUGACUCAUUAUCCUGAAAAUUUUCCAAAUAGACUUUCGCUGGUAACCAAAGUGUACUACAAUACAUGAAGCAAGCAGUAAAAAUCGUCCCCUUCUGCAGAAAUAACUUUGACAUCUUUCCUUCUUGAAUAGCCGCAUGUUCGUGUUAAGGGAUGAUAUGAUCUGCCUCACCAAACACGACUGCGAAUCUUUCCACUUUACUCUGACGCCAAGCUUAGUUGCUUCUUGGUUUGUGCUGUCAGAAGUGAUCAUUAUUGAUGCCUCUCUUCUUUCGUAGAGAAUCUGAUUGAAACUCCAAGAGAUGGCUUCAAUCAAAUUUUCUUUCAUUAUUGUUGAUGCCAUACACAUAUGUUUUGAGAUAACAUGGCUUGUAUAGAAAGUUUUUGAGAUCUCUUGAAAGCGCCAAUCUUACCAAGCCUUGCAUCGGAUUUAAUGAUUUUUAAAAAGUAAGGAUCAAAUAUGACCAGUUCAUCUGAUGAUCCUUAUAUUGUAUUAGGUAAUUUAAAUACAAAAAACAUUGGGCUAGAUAAACAUACUAUUGGUUCUCCUUAUAUUUGAAUUUACAUUUUCCUUCUAUUUGAAUUUACAUUUUUCCUUUUAUUUCUGUAUUCAAACUUAAAAUUGUAAUUUUGCGUUAAUCGCCAAAACUCUAAAUUGUAAGAAUGUUGGUAUUUGAUGAUUUUGAAUUUGAAUUUGAAGUUAGCAGAAAUUUCUGCCACCAACUAUCGCGUUACAAACCAUAUCGACAAGAAUAUUGUUGUGUUUGAUACAAGAAAACAUGCAAACGAUAAAACUACAAAGUUUGUAUCGAUAUAGUGGGGCCUCACAUCGAGGCCCUCUAAACAGAUGAGCCACCCUAUACCUACCCUUUCCCUCAAAUUAUUAAACUCUUCUUUUCUUAGACAUACCCAGCCCGAUCCAUCUCCAAUAAUCUUAUCCAGGUGCCCAAACACAUAUGAGGUGCCCAACACCCGUCCUCCUUCUCCCAAUCCAUUGUUCCCUUUAUUUCAAAAGCCACGCCCGGUCAAAUGUAUCCCCACUUAGUCAAUUUUAAUGCCCCUAUAUACAGAUCAGAAACUUCACACCUUCCUCUUCAUCAAACCCUCUAUCUCCAUAGCAAAAACAAAGCCAAUCGACAUAAAACAUGACCAUCUUUCUUUCUAUUAAUUUUGUUGGAGUCCGUCGGUAGCAAGUGGGGCAAGUGGAGCCAGAAAAAAUUUUGCCCAACAGAUAUAGGUUGGCAAAAAACGGAUUUUUGGUCUAUCAUACCCCAUAAUCCGUAAAAUAAGAAAAAACUUUAUAUGUAUCUGAUGUCAAGGUAUCUAUGAAAUAUCUAUGAAAUUUAAGCUUUGGCAGCCGGACUAUGUUGUUACCAGUGCAGAAAAGGAGAACCAACUCUAAUUAAACUGCUUUACUCGAUGGUGCCAAUGGGCGAACUUCAUAAUCAGGGUUGACAAAUGUGUUACCUUUGGUGUCAAGAAACACUUUACGCAAUCCCUCUAAUUUGAACCGAAACUUUUCAUCUGCAACCAAAUAGUUCCUGCUGUCAAAAAUAGCGAUUCCUUUUAGUAUCUUGGCCGUUUCUUUAAUUAUGAAAUGAGUGACCAAGAUCAUAAAUCUAAACUCGUUUCUCUUUUCUCUACUCUUUUGAAGGAUGUUGAAGAUAUACUUCACCAUCCUAAAAUGUUCUGUCUAAAGUUUCAUGGAAUUUUACUGUUGCUGAUCUACUAUGAAGACCUGGGUUGUCGAAAACCUAGACAAUCUUGUCUCCAACUACAUUCGCUAGUGGCUUGAUCUUCCUGUUUCUGCUACCUUGAGUAGAAUUAUCCUCUCAAAAAAUCAGUUUGGCCUACAUUCUGUCAAAUUUACGCAAUGCCAAACCGUCUGUCGCAAUGCCCUAAAGCUUGGUUUCCAUUAUGGGUUAACGCGAGAUAAUUCUGAGCUAAAUUGAAAAUUAACUCAUGGUCUAAAUUCAAGUUAACUUGAGAUAGUAUGAAAUAGCGUGAGAUAACGCGAGCUAUCUCAAAAUUAACCCAUGUACCGAUUCGGUUUCCACUUGAGAUAGAAUUAAGUAUUGAAAUUUCAGAAAUCACAUUUUAUUUGAGUCUUGCAGCUAUGGCGGGCGUCUUACAAGAACAACUUAUUUUACUUCUGCUUUUGAGAAUACUUAGAAGGAAAAUAUUUUUUGCUAGAAGUGCCGUUCGCGAUCUGCGCCAAGGUUUUCGGUACGGAGAGUCUACCAAAAAAAGAUAUGCGUUUGGUGAAUACGAGCACUUGCAACAGGAUCUUAGAAAUGAGAAAAUGCUUCUCUUUUUUCACAAUUAAUUUUUUUAGUAAAGAAAACUGUUUUCAACAUCUAAAGUAAUACUCAGUGCAAGUGCGUUGCGUAAAAACCUCAGUGCAAAUUAUAGCACAUUCCCCUCCCACGCAUCGGCUUCUUUUGAUAAGAUGUUAUCUCAAGCUAACUCAUGAGAUUGAAAUCAAAAAAUUUUGUUUCCAAGCUCAUGAGAUAACGUGAGUUAACACAAGUUAAUUUUCAUGAGAUAAUUUUUAAUGACCGUUUCCACUAUGAGAUAAUUUUUAAACCAUGUCAGAUCACAAAAUUAUCUCAAAUUAACUCACGUUAACUCAUAGUGGAAACCAAGCUUAAAAUCUUCUCCUAACAUUGACAUUCAAACCCUAUGGAAAAACACCAGUCAUGGAACCAACCUAAGGUACGACAUCUAUCGUAAUACUAAAGAGAUACUAGAGACUGUCAAAUCAGACAACAAAGAACGUCUCUCUCAAAGCUUACCAUCUCAGGGAGCUACAAUUACCUUCCUACUAACACAUUUACUGGAAAAGCUGAACGGGUUUUGGUCAAGUACACAGAUAAAUUCGCUUAGUAUCAUCUUCAACUUUACCAUCAAGUAUUUUAACAACACUCUUCCAACUCGUAAAAAUCUGCUGAAAAGGAACCUAAGUCAAACAUCUGACUGUGAAUUCUGUCUUCUUCUAGAAACACUUCUACAUGUUGUUGCUGGAUGCAAAGUGUACCUUGAUCAAGGCCACUAUACUUCGCGUCAUAAUUCUGCAUUAAACUUUCUAUCCACUUCCUUUCAAGCAAUAAAUGGGUCUUCUCUCUACGCAGAUUUACCAGGCUUUCUUUCUCCUUCUAACAAAACUGGAGAUCAACUACGCCCUGACUUACUUCUAAAAACUAAGGAAAACUGUCUGUACAUUUUAGAGCUAGC
This is a messenger RNA of Rhopilema esculentum, 11981 nucleotides long. The record is from RefSeq and is a predicted model, not a curated record. NCBI's taxonomy places the organism in Eukaryota, Metazoa, Cnidaria, Scyphozoa, Rhizostomeae, Rhizostomatidae.